This is a messenger RNA of Protomyces lactucae-debilis, 1419 nucleotides long. RefSeq names its product transcription factor TFIIH complex subunit Tfb2. Lineage: Eukaryota; Fungi; Ascomycota; Taphrinomycetes; Taphrinales; Protomycetaceae. Gene Ontology annotation, cellular component: transcription factor TFIIH core complex; transcription factor TFIIH holo complex. The coding region runs from base 1 to 1419 and encodes 472 amino acids. The record is from RefSeq and is a predicted model, not a curated record. The transcript has a single exon. Gene Ontology annotation, molecular function: double-stranded DNA binding; ATPase activator activity. Gene Ontology annotation, biological process: nucleotide-excision repair.
AUGGCAGUCACUGAGUUUCGCACGUCCAUCAAUGACUACCUCGAGCAGUUGCCAUCCACAACAACGCUUCGUCUAUACUCCAAACCAGCUACAUGUCUAGCCAUCUUCCGCUUGCUGCCGUCGCUUGCAAAGCACUUCAUCAUGUCUAUGCUCUUUUCAAAUCAACAGCUAUCUAUGACUGCUUUUGAAAGUUGGUGUAGCCCUGCUGGCACUACGCGUCAAGCACAAGCCUUUGAAAAGCUCUCUCAGCUGAAUAUCCUCAAGGAGUCCUCCGUUCGCGGAGGCCCCAGCUUGAUUGAUCUCAACCCGCUUUACCGUAAGAACCUCAAAUUAGCCCUGAAAGGCGGUGGCAAUCAUAAUUCGUUUGGUCUUCCUGCCGCAGAGGCUGAAGAGACGCCUGAUGUCGCGUUUCUGGAUCAGAUUGCGACGGAGACAUGGGAGAACAUUCUACACUUCAUGGUUGGAACGACGCUGAGUGCUCAGCAACAACCGGGCCGAUCAGUUGUCUCUUUGCUCCAGCAUAGUGGGUUAUGGACAACACAGGGCAUCACCUCGGCGGGCUUUCAAUUUCUCUUGCAGGACAGCAAUGCUCAAGUAUGGUCACUCAUUCUGCAAUACCUCGAGACUUCUGAUAUAAGCGGCGCUGACCCUGUUGAAAUGAUUCAUUUCCUAUUCAUGCUCGGUAACAUGGAAGUAGGACAAGCGUAUAGCACAAGAGAGUUGUCUGAGCAACAGGCAGCGCUACUACUCGACCUACGCGAUUUUGGAAUUGUCUUUCAUGAAGAAGGCAGUGAUCGAUAUUUUCCAACACGACUAGCGCUCAUCUUGUCGCAUGACGCCAAAUCGACUGCAUACGCAUCGACUCAUGCAGCAAUGCACAGUCUCUUACCUACGGGAGCAGGUGGGCAUCGCUCUCAGGAGGACACGGGAUUUGUCAUUCUCGAGACGAACUACAAGCUAUAUGCAUAUACUGCUUCCCCUCUACAGAUUGCCGUCCUCGACCUCUUCUGUUCACUCACCAUGCGAUUUCCGAACAUGGUCGCUGGUGUAUUAUCCAGGGAGAGCAUCAGACGAGCCCUUGACAAUGGCAUUUCAGCAGACCAGGUCAUCUUAUACCUGCAAUCCCAUGCACACCCACAAAUGCGCAUUAAAAAGCCGCGUGAACCACCUGGCUUACUGCCACCGACCGUUGUGGAUCAGAUUCGUCUCUGGGAGCUCGAGAAGAAUCGAUUGAAAGCAACACCAGGAUACCUCUUUCGAGACUUCAAGACGGGUGUUGAAUUUGAGGAAGCACUGCAGUAUGCAAGGGAUAUUGGUGUUUUGGUGUAUGAACAUCCUGGACGACGCAUGUUCUUCGUUGGCGAUGGCGGACAGACGGCUGUUGCAGCAUACAUCAGACGACGCACCGAAGCAAAAUGA